AUGGAAACCGCAGUCGAUGGAACGCUGUCGGCAACGCAGGGCAGCCUAGCUAACCACUCCGGCAUGUCUCAGUUAUCUACAAAGACGAAAAAACAGCUUUUCCUGCACCAACGCGCGGAGCGCUUGCGAGAUCCAAAGGUUCGCCAUAUGGGAAUCGAUCGGCAGGCUUUAGAUGAACAAGUACGCGAGAAAGAGGCUCUCAAGCUCCUAGAGAAGGAGCGGGAUAGCUACUUCGACCGCCAGGCCCUGCUCAUGGACCGACAUGCCGUUGCCCUGCAGCAGGAAGUAAAUAGAAUCCGAACAGAGCGCGAAAGGGAUUUGUGUGAUUACCGUCAGACUUUUCAGAAAAAUGAACUGCGACGAGAGUGGGAUUUGAACGAUCCUCAGGCCAAGGCAAAGGAGCUGCCCGCACGGGUGGGCGACGACGACCCUCGUAACGGCCCAUCCUCUCUUCAAAAGUUUGAAGGUGAGGAUCUCGACUUCCGCGAGCGACGUGCCGCGCAGCAACGGCAGCAACGCGAUUGGGCUCAGCAGCAGACCGACGAGAAGCUGGUGAAGAAGUGGAUGGAACAGGAGGCGAAUCGUGCCUUUGAUGAUCGCAAUGAGGAAACAAACUACCGAAUCUACCAGAUCGAGCGAAACAUCGCGGAGCAGCGGCGGCUACGAGAUGUGUGUACGGCAGAGUUCAACAAGAAAUUAGCAGAGCAGCAGCGACAGGAGGCGAUUAGUGCGAAGGAGGAGGAUACUCGUCUUGGCCUUGAGGAAAUUGCCUACCUCACCUCGUGUGAUUUCUUGAAUGAGCGACAGACUGUCGUGUCGAAAAUUGGCGAAACAGUCAAAGGGGAAAAUUACAAAUGUAUGUCCGAGUCUCAAAAAAUGAAGCUACGUGCGGAGCAAGAAGAACAGCUGCAGCAGUUGCGGCGGCGGCGCUUGCUGGAGGUUGAAGAAGAAAAGCAAUGGGCUCAGCAGGAGAACAUGCAGCUCCGCAUGGCUCAAUCCCUAGACCGACAACGUGAACGGGAGCGAAAGGCAGAGCUCAAGGAGCUCGCGAAUUUCCACAAAACUCAAGCAAAUGCGGCUAAGGAUCGUACAGAAAUGCUAAAUCAGUUGUAUACUAAUCAAGUAGAUGAAGAUUAUUUCAAGUACUGGGAUAGAUGCAUGUAG
Phytomonas sp. EM1 is the source of this 1164-nucleotide messenger RNA. Lineage: Eukaryota; Euglenozoa; Kinetoplastea; Trypanosomatida; Trypanosomatidae. The record is from the annotation of a GenBank genome assembly.